GGAGUUGAUUGAGUUUUGGAUUGAGGAGGGAUUUAUAAUAGAUGAAAGGGGGUCUCGGCACUUAAUGAUUUGUGAGGGCCAUUCUAUUAUUCAGAAGUUGAUAGACAAUUGCAUGUUGGAAUUGGUUAAAAAUAAAAACCAAUCAUAUUGCAUCAGACGGCCUGGAUUCUCUAGAUUCAAAAACAAAGAAGAUUGGGUGAGUAUGCAUGAUCUUCUCCGAGAAAUGGCAUUGAAGAUUAUUCAUCCUCAAUUCAUGGUGAAAGCUGGCAUGGCCUUGGAAGAGCUACCAGAGGAGGUUGAAGGGAGAAAAAAUCUUUUGAAGGUUUCUCUAAUGAAGAAUCAAAUAAGUGAAUUUCCUUCAAGUAUGUUGUCUCCCAAGUGUCCAAUGCUCACAACCUUGUUGUUGUCCAAAAACAAUAUUACAACAAUUCCAGAAGCCUUCUUUGAUCAUAUGCCUGGGCUGAAGAUCCUUGAUCUUUCUGGCAAUCACAAGCUACAUAGGCUGCCGAGUUCUGUUUCUAAAUUAGAGAGCCUUACGACACUACUGUUGGAGAAUUGUAAGUCCUUAGAAGAGGUACCAUUUUUAUCCAACCUUGGAGGCUUAAAAAAGUUAAACCUUUAUGGGACAUCAAUUAAAGAACUACCCCAAGGUCUCAACAUGUUAACCAAUCUAAAAUAUCUUUGGCUUGGUAGAAAGUUAUCUGAUAUACCUGAUGGAUUGCUACGAAAUCUCUCCAAACUUCAGUGUUUAAGAGUAGAUGGGACUAUACCGUUGAAAUGGGUGGAGAUUGGAAGAUUGAGUAAGUUGGAAUCUCUUGAUAUCCGGUUGUCUACGCUGGAUGAUAUGAGGCUCUUUGUUAAGUCUGAAAGAAAGUUUUUAAAUCAAUACAGAAUUUCUGUUAGAAGCUGCAGUCGACAUGAUGGUUGUUACUUUGAGGACGAAAUCUUUUCAGAUGUUAUGAAAUCAAUUGUAUGCUAUUGUAUUGAUAUAUGUGAGGAGCCUAACUGGUUACCAUCUGAUGCACAAGGCUUCUACAUCUUAAACUGCAACUGCAAGGAUGUGAGAAGCUUGGACAACAUUUCUGGCUUUCAAGAAGCAACCGACUUGCGGCACUGCAUCGUUGAUCAAUGUGAUGGCUUGGAGUUUGUUGUUUCCUCUCGCUGCUUAAACCCGCUCCAAAACCUUGAGUGGCUAUACCUUUAUGGUCUGAAAAAAUUGAAUGCAGUGGUUGGGGCAGUAGAAGCAGUUGCCAAGUCAGCACCGCUGCCAGCUGGCACUUUUUCUUCUCUUCAAAAAAUUGAAGUUGAGCGAUGUGGAAAAAUAAAGAAGUUAUUGCCGCUUAGGUUGUUGCCGUAUCUCCAGAAUCUACAGAGAAUUGAGGUUAACGGUUGUGCUCAAAUGGAGGAGAUAAUAUGGUCCGAAUAUGAAGAAGGAGAAAAAGCCCUAGAAAAACUCACUCUACCAAAGUUAGAAAGGUUGGGAUUGGCCAUGUUACCCGCAUUGAAGAGCAUCUACAGUGGCUCUACUACUGUCUUGAUCUGUGAUUCCCUCAAAGACAUUCAAAUUCAGUCGUGCCAAGAAAUAGAGAGUGUUUUUUGGACGGGGUUUAACCCACUUCCAACCCUUGAGAAUCUAGAGCUUCUGCACUUAAAGAAUCUGAAAUCCGUGUUUGAUGAAGAAGUUCUUGGUUCACCAUCGGCUCGUCCCACCAACUUUUUCUCUCUUAAAAAAAUUGAUGUGUGGGAUUGCCCUAAAUUAAAGAAAGUAUUUUGGACGGGGUUUAACCCACUUCCAACCCUUGAGCGUCUAGAGCUUCGGUGGUUAAAUAAUCUGAAAUCCGUGUUUGAUGAAGAAGUUCUUGGUUUAUCAACCUGUCCCACCAACUUUUUCUCUCUUAAAAGAAUUGGUGUGUCUGAAUGCCCUAAAUUAAAGAAAGUAUUCUCAUCUGGAUUGCUGCUUGGCUACUUCCAAUCUCUAGAGACUAUUGAUGUUUAUGGCUGUUACCAAAUGGAGGAGCUGAUAUCAUCAUCGACCUAUGAAGAAAAAGAAGCCCUAGAAAAAAUCACUCUACCCAAGCUCCAAAGGUUAGAAUUAUCUCGAUUGUCCGAAUUGAAGAGCAUCUGUAGCAGUUCCACUGUGUUGAUUUGUGAUUCCAUCAAGAGUCUGGAGAUUAGAAACUGUGAGAAGCUAAAGAGGAUUCCUCUGCAUCUUUCCUCGCUCGACAAUGGCCAGCCUCCUUCCCUCAAACAAAUUCAAAUAGACACAAAAGAACGCUGGGAAUCAUUGGAAUGGGACCAAUCCAAUGCAAAGGAUGCCCUUCUACCUUCUGUAAAUUUUCAUGAUGACAGCAACUCUGACUUUGAAGAAGAAGAUGAAGUGUCUGGUGACGACAACGAUGAUGAUGAUGAUGAAGAAGAAGAAAAAAUGUCUGAUGACGACAACAAUGAUGAUGAAGAAGAAGAAUCUCUUAGGAUGGGCUAAGAAGCAAAGGAGUGCAGGCUCUUUGGUGAUUGGGCAGUGCAAAUCAAAGCUGGAGCUGGACUCUGUUACCACAAGAAAGCUGGAGGAAAUCACAUUUGCUUCCACCUGUUAUUGUUGUUGGGUUUUCAAUCUAAUAUAGAUACGCUUGCUGUUUUCUGUUUUUCUUUUCUUCUUCUUCCCUUUUUUUUUUUUGUGCUAUGCGUUUAAAUAUGUUCAUAUUCUAAGUGGAACUGUUUGUUUCUUAUCUGUGUAAUUUUGUCUUUUAAACCUGUGUAAGGAUCUAUCUUAUUUCCUUUGGUAUUUCUUUUGUUGCAUCUGCAUCUUUGCUUUUCUUGUAAUAAGCAUUUUUGACUGAAAUCGUGAGAUAUUGCUAUUUAUCUGUCUUGAACCUUAUUAGUGAUAGUAUAAUACUACAAAAUAGUCUUUUGAUUCAUAUUUUUUUUAAUUGAACUUAUGGCUAAACUUCAUCAAUGAUCAUGCCUGUUUGAAAAGAAAAUUGUAAUGGCCAUCCUUGGAUAUAGGCAUGUGUGUUACUUUAAUUUGUGGGCAGGCUGAUGUUUGUGCCAUUGGUGCUGUGUUAGAAAAGCAUGCUGGUGAUGAAAAGCUACUGGAUUGCUAUUAAUUAACACAACUCAAACAGUCACUUUUUAGAGCAGAGCAGAAUUUCCUAUGAUGUGCAAAUGAUGUGGGAAAGAAUAGUUCUUAUGAGCUUGUUCCUUUCUAAACAAGCAUAUUUAUAUUGGUGAAGACACAACAUAUACCAGGCACAUGGUAAGACCUGCUUGCUUUGAAAUCACCUUUAAUGAACAAAAUCAAUAAUCCCUAUUUAGAUUUUGGAUCUGUACAGAGUCGAUGAUGUAAUAAUCAUAAACAAAUGGCAGCACGGUGC
Molecule: messenger RNA, 3371 nt
Organism: Rubroshorea leprosula
Lineage: Eukaryota; Viridiplantae; Streptophyta; Magnoliopsida; Malvales; Dipterocarpaceae
Source: the annotation of a GenBank genome assembly